GACAAAGACAUGGACACAUGUGGAACUGAGCGAGAUAAGUGAGAAGGGAGAAGAAAAUGGUGAAAACUAAAUGAUGGAAACUAUGAAUGAAGGAAUGGAAGCGAUUCGCGCCGAGAUGAGGGCGACGAGAGAGGAGUUCUUGACCGACUUCAAGGAGAAGCUGGAAGGGGUGACAGAGGAAGUCAAAAAGAUCCAGGAGGAGAACGCAAUAAAAGACAAGCUGCUGCGGGAGCUGGGGUACAAAAUUGAGGCGAUGGACCAGCUGGGAAGACUAAAUGAGGUGAUUGUGACUGGCCUCAAGAUUAAGCGUCAGAGCUAUGCAAGGGCGGCUGCGCCAUCGGACGAUCGGUCGCUGCAACCUGAUGAAUCAGAAAUCAAAUCUGUACAACAGAGAGGUGAAUGGAGCUGUCGUGCUGAGAUUCACCAACAGAAGUCAUAAGACGGCACUGCUGAAGCAGGGCAGGAAGCUCAAAGGCUCAAACGUCUACAUCAACGAGAAUCUCACCAAAAAGAAUGCUGACAUCGCCAGAAAGGCACGUCAGCUGAAGAAAGGAGGCAAGAUCCAACACACCUGGACGGCAAACUGCAGAAUCUACAUUAAAACAAAUGGAGCUACACCAGAAGAAGUCAAAACAACUAAGCGGGGGGCGGGGUUACAUCGCCACACCUUACACCUUCAACCUGUGCGAGUGGGUGUGGCCCCGAUACUGCGAAGGUCUGAUGACACAUAACGCCAGAUCCACGGAGAGGGACAGUCAUGGGGAAGACAGGUGGACGAGGCGACUUUGAAUGGGUCUACACGGACCAGCCUCACACUUCGAGAAGAAAAGAAAUACUCGCCAAAUACCCAGAGAUCAAGUCCCUCAUGGGUCCAGAUCCCCAGUUGAAGUGGGUCGUAUCAGGCAUGGUCCUCACACAGCUCCUGGCCUGCUACCUGGUCCACGACCUCUCCUGGAAGUGGAUCUUCUUCUGGGCGUAUGCCUUCGGAGGCUGCAUCAACCACUCGCUGACCCUGGCCAUCCACGACAUCUCUCACAACGUGGCGUUCGGAAACAAGCUGGCAAAGUGGAACCGCUGGUUCGCCAUGUGGGCCAACGUGCCCAUCGGACUGCCCUACUCCGCCUCUUUCAAGAAGUAUCACAUCGACCACCAUCGGUAUCUGGGCGGCGACCAGCUGGACGUCGACAUCCCCACUGAGCUUGAGGGAUGGUUCUUCUGCACGCCGGCCAGGAAGGUCCUGUGGCUCUUCCUUCAGCCCUUGUUUUAUGCCCUGCGCCCCCUGGUGGUCAAUCCUAAACCGCUGUGUCAGCUGGAGGUCCAGAACGCACUCGUUCAGCUGGUGGCAGAUUUAAUUAUCUACCACCUGUGGGGGCUGAAGCCCAUUGUUUACCUCAUUGCAGGAUCCAUCCUGUGUAUGGGACUGCAUCCCAUUUCUGGACAUUUCAUCGCCGAGCACUACAUGUUCCUGAAGGGACACGAGACGUAUUCGUACUACGGGCCGCUGAAUCUGAUCACCUUCAACGUCGGGUAUCACAUGGAGCACCACGACUUCCCCAGCAUACCUGGCAGUAAACUACCUCAGGUGAAGAAGAUCGCUGCAGAGUAUUACGACUCGCUGCCUCAGCACACGUCCUGGAUCCGGGUUCUGUGGGACUUUGUGUUCGACGACAGCAUCGGCCCCUACGCCCGAAUCAAGCGGAAGUACAGCCUAAACAAGCAGGGAUAAAUGUGACUGUGACUGAUGAUACAGGAAUGUGAAUUUCAGUUGUAAAAAAACCACAAAAAAACAAAAAACAUUUGGACCAAAUCAGUAAUAUUCUCUAGUUUAUAGACGUUUUUGUUGUUGUUUCCCAGUGCAUUGUUUUCACUGUAUGUACUGUACAUAGGUAAUGGACGGUCUUAAUUUGGUCCCUCUAUGGACAAUGUUUGUACAGCUAUGGAUUUCCUCGUCCCAUUAUUUAUUCAUGCAUUAACGCUGUAAACACCUUGUAAAGAGGGAAGUGACAUUAAUAGCAUAAAUAUUUAUAUAGUAUUGAAUUUGAACACCCGUGUUCCUUGCGAGACAAAGGUCGCGCGAGCACAUUCUCAAGCAGAUAAGGAUUAUCGAGCCGUCAGUUCCUCACCUGUCUGUAAACAUUAGGCCUCUUAAGUUAAGGAGUUCACCACAAAGAGCUCCUCAGACCCCAGUGACCCACAAUUUACCACCACGUAAAACAGCACACAAGUGGGAAAACAAUCAUUAAAAACUUACUUUUCAGUAAGAAGAGCUUUUGUUGUUGAUGUUCUUCUUCUUCUUCUUCUUGAUACCUCAUUUGGCUUCCUGCAGACAAUAGGAGAACAAAAUGUCUGGCGUUUGUGAGACGGUUGAAUGAACCCAGUGGUACACAAUUUAAAAAAAAACCACCCGGGGACACACACACGGCUGCCUGAACUGUGCACAAGCACAAAAGUGUGAAAAAAUCAUCUAAGACAUCUUAGGAAAGAAGUGGUGAUCACAAAAGCAGAGCUUGUGUUUUUGUCCGUCCACUGUACAGACAAUUUAAAUAACCAUCAUGUGUUGUUUGUGUUUAAAUGUUCAAUGAUAUAAAAACCGACAAAGGAUCUUUAUAAGAGGAUUUUACUAUAAAGAAAUGAGUUUGUGGUUGACUGA
Solea senegalensis (Senegalese sole) is the source of this 2650-nucleotide messenger RNA. It is a transcript of the gene degs2, whose product is annotated as delta(4)-desaturase, sphingolipid 2. Gene Ontology annotation, cellular component: membrane. Bases 758 to 1726 code for a protein of 322 amino acids. Gene Ontology annotation, biological process: sphinganine metabolic process; ceramide biosynthetic process. Gene Ontology annotation, molecular function: sphingolipid delta-4 desaturase activity. The transcript has 5 exons. The record is from RefSeq and is a predicted model, not a curated record. NCBI's taxonomy places the organism in Eukaryota, Metazoa, Chordata, Actinopteri, Pleuronectiformes, Soleidae.